GACACACCCUCACACAGAGGAAAGGAUCUCAUUAUCCCCUGCAGAGCCUCUACGUGACUAAUGUGACUCGUGGGUGAAGGUUGAAGUCUCCUGUUGCAAGUCUCAUUUCAAAUGGGUUCUACGGUUCAGUAGCCGUAGGAGUGCAAGAAAUUUCCUGCAAACAGAUUAAAAGCCUCGCAGAAACAAGACAAGCUGCACGUGGGACAUUCUCUGUGUGCGCUACAUCUUAAAAUGGAGUUGAAAUACAUGCUUCUGCUUUGGACAUUCCCGCUGACGUUGGGGUUUCUGUUUGACGAUGAUGAUGACAAACCGGCGGUUUCGCCAGCGGUGGGCGGCGGCGCGCAGCCGACAUGUAAGAUCCGGUGCACAGGUGCGGAGGGCGGGGUGAGUCUGCCCAUCGUGGGGGAGAAAGGCGACCCAGGCCCAGCUGGAGAGCCCGGGUCACCCGGAGUCCCCGGCACACCCGGGCAGCCGGGUCCACCCGGGUUAUCCGGGCAGAAGGGGUCGGCAGGAGGCCCCAGGGGAUUUCCUGGCCCCGUCGGGGCGCCUGGGGUGAUCGGCCCACCAGGUACAAGUGGCCCACAAGGACCGCCCGGCCCCCCUGGCCCUCCCGGCCCCCCUAGUGUCGGCCCCGGGCCACCACAGCCAUUUGCACCUAACCUAGGUGUGCUUGGCCAACCAGGACCCCCCGGACCCCAAGGACCACCUGGUCCCCCAGGCCUGCCCGGGCUCUGCAAAGACUGUCCACUUACCAGUCGGUUCAACCCUGGGAUAAGCACAGGGAAUCUGGGCCUCCCUGGGCCAGUCGGGCCCCCUGGAGCCCCCGGCCCACCGGGUAUACUGGGUGCGCCCGGGAUCCCAGGUGCAAAAGGAGACAAAGGUGAUCAAGGAGAACCGGGUCCUCCGGGCCAGCCUGGGUACUCACAACCCGGAUCACAGACUGGGUACAACAGCUACCCCGGGCCACCUGGACCCCCGGGUCAGCCUGGGACGCCGGGUAACCCAGGCCCUAUCGGCCCCCCGGGUAGCCCCGGACCCAUAGGCAACCCGGGCAUUCCCGGCAGUAAAGGUGAACAAGGGUGGAUCGGCCCGACCGGGUUACCCGGACAGAUUGGCCCGCAGGGUCCCGUAGGGCCGCCGGGGCCACCCGGGCCGGGUCUCAGCGAAGAAGACAUCAAGCGGAUAUUACCACGGCAACCCGAGAUCGCCCCGAAACCCGAGAGUCCGCCGGUGGUGUUCUCUGCUGUGCAUUCUGGGAGCGGACCCAGCGGACAGGACAGGAUCAUAUUUGACAGAGUACUGAUAAACGCAGGAACAGAAAGACCACACAAUGGUCGACCUCGAUCAAGGGGUCAUCGGGGAACAGGAGGUUUUGACGGCCACACGUUCACAUCAGAGAAACCAGGCAUCUACUUCUUCACCUUCCAUGUUCUGUGUGAGCACCCCGAGAACCAGUAUGAACCGGUCCAACUGGUCAAAAAUGGUGUCACGGUCGUGUCACUGCAGCAGGGUAUGAACAUGUCUGGCCACGCCAUGACCGGUAACUCCCUGUACCUGCAGCUCAACCCCCGCGAUCGCAUCUGGCUCCGCGUCAAGGAGGGCGUCAAGAUACGACCAAACGCAACCUUCUCUGGAAUGCUCAUACAUACACUGCAGUAGUUAGGCAGAUAGAGCUGACAGAAUAGAGUACACAGUUAGGCAAAUUUGCUCUUCAACCCAGUAACGUUACAUACAGAGGGAAAGAAUAGUUAGGCAAAGCAUGUUGCAACAUCUUGAUAUCAGACU
Messenger RNA from Branchiostoma belcheri (Belcher's lancelet), 1785 nucleotides. RefSeq names its product collagen alpha-1(X) chain-like. The transcript is spliced from 5 exons. The record is from RefSeq and is a predicted model, not a curated record. Bases 232 to 1659 code for a protein of 475 amino acids. NCBI's taxonomy places the organism in Eukaryota, Metazoa, Chordata, Leptocardii, Amphioxiformes, Branchiostomatidae. Gene Ontology annotation, molecular function: protein binding.